UUAACCACGGCACCACCAGUAUAUCUGUGGCCCUUUAGCAUCUGCUUAUUUUUCUGCUGAGUCCACACAGCCUGGAACAGGGCAGGCCGGCACAUGGCGCUUGCCCAUGAGCUGAAGGAGGGCACCUUUCUUGGAGAGGGGGUGGCAGGAGGGCAGGGCCUGGGCCCCCUAAGACUCCAGCACAGGGAUCAGCUGGGCAAGGGGGCAACCAACAGAGAACAAGGCGUUGGCGCAAAGAGCACGCCGUGACCCUGCGAGUCCUGCGUACUCACUCCCGAGAGCUCACUGCAUGGCUGUGGGAAGAGAGCACAGAGCCUCGGAGGCAGCACCUGGCGCUGGGAGUCUUCGGCGAUCUGGGUGGAUGGGCCCUGCCUUCCAAGGACUUCUGUCUAGGGCAGCCGUGGAACGUGUACCCCGGACCUCAUCGAGCCAGGAGUCAGGACUUUCCAGAGGAAGGGGCGCUGGUGACUCAAAGGCCGUAGCAAUGGCGGGAAGGCAGUGACUGCGGUGCGGUCAGGUGGCAGCACUCAGGUGGUAUGGGGAGAGGACUGAUGGCACUGGUGGGGGGCUGGGCUUCCAUCGCAGUGAGGGUUGUGAUUUUAAGUCUGGGGUGGACAGCAACACCCAGGCAGAGAACGCAAGGCAGGGAGAGGGGCUACGUGCCUGGCUGGCGCGGGCGUGAUCAGCCUGAUGGGGCAGGAGAAACUGGGGCGGGUGGGGCAGGGACAACAGGGGCAGGGUGAGUGCCGGUGGGGACAGGCAGCGGAUGAGAGGGGAGAAAGCCCCCUGACCCGGCGGCAUGUACCCUCUCUUCCUGAACCCGCACCGCAGGCCUCCAGUCUCCCUCUCUGUGGCGUCCCCAGGCCUUCAGGCUCCCUCUCUGUGGUGUCCCCAGGCCGCCGGUCUCCCUCUCUGUGGUGUCCCCAGGCCUCCAGUCUCCCUCUCUGUGGUGUCCCCAGGCCUCCGGUCUCCCUCUCUGUGGUGUCCCCAGGCCUCCGGUCUCCCUCUCUGUGGUGUCCCCAGGCCUCCGGUCUCCCUCUCUGUGGUGUCCCCAGGCCUCCGGUCUCCCUCUCUGUGGUGUCCCCAGGCCUUCGGUCUCCCUCUCUGUGGUGUGCCUGGUGCAUCUCUUCCCCCACUCCUGCCUGCCCUCGCUCCCACCUGCCCCCCCCCCGUUGCCACAGAGUCUCCUCCCCUUCCCAGCCUCUCUGUCCCAGGAACCCUCCACUUUCACCCCCGAUUUCUCAGGAGCAUGAUGACUGGCCCUGGACUCCUCCCAGCCCAGGGAUGACACAUCCAGAAGCAAGUCCGCGUAGGUACAUGGUGUCCACAGAGAGCUUGACCCCCUGGAUGCCGAGGAGGACUCUACGGAUCUGGCCUACAGGCAUGGCGGAUGACUGCGUGCCCCGGGCCCCAGACACCGAGCCGGAGGAGAUGGAGCCCGCAGGCACUGAGCCCAGCAGCCCCUCAGUGCCCCCCGAGCAGCUCUUCAUGGCACUGUGUGACUUCUUGGCACAGUGCGCGGCAGAAUUGAGCAUCAGCCCUGGGGACUGGCUCUUUGCCCUCAAGGAGGAGGGCAACUACAUCCUUGCCCACAGGCUCUUGGGGCAGCCCAGCCCUGGCCUUGUGCCCCUCACCCACAUCACCAGGGCCACACCGGACACGCUCUUGGACCAACUCUGGUACUUCAGCAGGAUCAGCAGGACUGAGGCCCAGCAGCGGCUUCUUUCGCCUGCCAAAGCACCUGGAACCUUCCUCAUCCAGCCCAGCGAGAGCAGCUGCGGGGAUUACUCCCUGUCAGCUCCAGUCCAGGCCCAGGCCAGGGUCUGCCACUACCGCAUCUCCUCGGUGGCCGAGGGCAGCCCCUACCUACAGAAGGUCCGGCUCUUCCCCAGCAUGGAGGAGCUGCUUGCCUACUGCAAGACCAACUGGAAGCUAGUCCAGAAUCCACUGCUGCAGCCCUGCGUGUCCCAGGUGUACCCACCUGCCCAGCAACCAGGCCCCCACUGCCCCCUCCCACUGCUCUCCAUAAUCGAUUGGGGGGGCUCAAUGGGCAGGCAGAUUCCUGGGCACAGUUUCCCUCAAUAUACUUCCCAGAGUGGGGGCCACUCCCUCCCAAGCCUCUUAUCUCCAUUGCCGAAAGACCCUGAGGGAUGUGAAGCCCAGUUGGGGGGGUGGAGGAGGGUGCUGGGAGGGCAGAGCCGAGUCUGUGCCAUGGAAGGAAGCUGUGGGAGGGAGACGGUGAUCACUGAUCCGGAGCCUCAGUAUCUCCCGGAUCACCCAGGCAUGCUGUCCUGGUUCCUCUAGCCCAGCCAGCACAGCAAUGAGUGUUCGUGGACGGAUGUCCGGCUUGGGCAAAGGGGCCACUUACGUCCCUGAGACACUGGGUCAGGCCCUCCUGAGGUCAGCAAC
Messenger RNA from Loxodonta africana (African savanna elephant), 2409 nucleotides. RefSeq names its product proline-rich protein 36. The record is from RefSeq and is a predicted model, not a curated record. The transcript has 4 exons. NCBI's taxonomy places the organism in Eukaryota, Metazoa, Chordata, Mammalia, Proboscidea, Elephantidae. Bases 691 to 2304 code for a protein of 537 amino acids. Gene Ontology annotation, biological process: signal transduction; cell migration. Gene Ontology annotation, molecular function: signaling adaptor activity; receptor tyrosine kinase binding.